AGGACUGCCCGUGCGCAUUAGAGGCUGUCUGGGACCACGGUUCUUAGUCGCUGGGUUGCUACCACCGCGACGGCAAUCAUGGUAACCUCCGUGACCGAGCUCUGGCAGCUGCGGCUGCCUCUGCUCUUGCCCGCAUCGUCGGCCUCGACGCUCUACACCCCGGCCUGGGAGAGCCUGGACGCACGGCCGUGGUACGACGCGACCCAGCCAGGCCCAAGCAGUGGGCAAACCUGGAGGCGUCGGGGGCCAGGUGGGACCAUACCAGGGCGCACACCAGGGAAAGGGAGCGGCCAGCCUCCAGUUUACAUAUGAGGUGAAGGGACUUGGUCCAGGGUCUCUGAAAUUCGAGCCCAGGCCUCCCUCUUAAUUCCACAGCUUUACUAAAUCCCACAGCCUCGCUAUCAGCCUUAUGCACUGAGGGUUCCCCUCCUGAGACGCUAGAGGGCGUGAGUGCGUGCUGGUCCUGGAAGGCCCCGGGCGUCGUUCUGGAGGAGGAUAGGCUCCGCCCCCUUCUUUCUCGACGGCCAAUCAGCGCUGCAGAGAGGAGGAGCCUGCCAGGAUGGGCCUAGCGGGCGGAGCAGAGGCUAAGCAGUAACACUCCGGACCGUGAUCUCCGGGAUGGGGGCUACGGUGGCCUGGGCGGCCCAGCCGGGUCGCAGCUGGCUGCAGCUGCCCCUGCUCCUGCUGGCGGCCUCGGCCUCGCCUCCCUAUACGCCGGACUGGGAGAGCCUGGACGCGCGACCGCUGCCCGCCUGGUUCGACGAGGCCAAGUUCGGCGUGUUCGUGCACUGGGGCGUGUACUCGGUGCCAGCUUGGGGCAGCGAGUGGUUCUGGUGGAACUGGCAGGGCAGGCACGACGCGAAGUACGAAGUGUUCAUGCUCCAGAACUACCCCCCGGGCUUCUCCUACGCCGACUUCGGCCCCCAGUUCGGGGCCAGCUUCUACGACCCCGAGCAGUGGGCCGACCUGUUCGAGGCGUCCGGGGCCAGGUAUGUGGUUCUGACCAGCAAGCAUCAUGAAGGCUAUACACUCUGGCCUAGUGCUACAUCUUGGAACUGGAAUUCUAUGGAUGUAGGGCCCCACCGAGAUCUGGUGGGUGAAUUGGGACAUUUCCUCCGAAAGAGGGAUAUCCGUUAUGGAUUGUACCACUCACUCCUGGAGUGGUUUCAUCCCUUGUAUCUGCUUGACAAGGAAAACAACUUUACAACCCAGAAUUUUGUGAAGGCCAAGGUCCUGCCAGAAAUGGUUGAUCUUGUGAACAAGUACAAACCUGACCUGAUCUGGUCUGAUGGAGAAUGGGAAGCCCCUGACACUUACUGGAAUUCCACCGAGUUCCUUGCCUGGCUGUACAAUGACAGCCCUAUAAAGGAUCAGAUUGUGGUCAAUGAUCGAUGGGGCCAAGGUGAUCUUUGUAAGCAUGGGGGCUACCUCACUUGUCAUGACAAGUACAAGCCAAAGACUCUCCCAAAACGCAAGUGGGAGAUGUGCACCACCCUCGAUAGAGAAUCCUGGGGGUAUCGUCGAGACAUGAACAGCAACGACGUCAUGACUAAUGCAGAAAUCAUUUUGGAACUAGUUUUUGUCGUGAGCUUUGGUGGCAACUAUCUGCUCAACGUUGGGCCAACCAAAGAUGGGAUCAUUGCCCCCAUCUUUGAAGAAAGGCUCCGUUCUGUGGGCAGCUGGCUGAAAAUCAAUGGGGAGGGAAUCUAUGCUUCUAAGCCAUGGAGGGUACAAAUGGAGGACAAUACCACCACCAUAAGGUACACCACAAGGGAUGCUGCUGUCUAUGUCUUCUACAAUGAUUGGCCACAGGAUGGGGUACUCCAUCUGACCUCCCCUAUCCCGACAAAUAUGACAAAGGUGAGCAUGUUGGGAGUCCCAGGGUUUCUGAAGUGGUCACAAGGCUCAGUGGAUCAAGGCCUCCUUGUUUACCUGCCCCAGCUAUCUCCAGCUAUUGUAAAGAUGGAAGUUUGGACCCUCAAACUAGAGGAAGUCAAAUGAGGCAUCAUGCCCCACACCCCACCUAGGUCUAUGACUCAGCUCUUUUGAUUUUUGCUUCUAAGGUAGGAGCAUUGCAAUAAAUUGGUACCACUCUUACUUAAACAAGGUAGCAUUUUAUGACCCAUCUUAGUCAAAGGACAAUGUACCCUGUUUGAGCUCAACAGGUACCUCUGGUUUAUAAGCCCAUACCUCCCUACAUGAAAGAGGCUUUUCAGGAAGGGGAUCUCAGUGUAUCCCUAUCCUUAUGCAUGUAGUUAACCUCAGAAAUUAUUUAGGAUGGAUGUCUCCUCCUCUUUCCUCUCCCACCUCUGUGUCAGGUAUCUCAAUCCUGUAAGUAAGGAUCAGGCACUAGAAUACAGAAGGAAGUAGAAUAGGUUGGCCAAGUUUGUUGGUUUGGCAUCAGCUGCUGGUUGAAGAAACUUCCUCAAGGGGGAGUAGGAGCCUGAAGAAGUGGGGAUCCCAGUACAAUGUAACACUGAAUGAGCUGGGGGCUGGGAUCCAGCUAGAGGCGAUGUUUGUGAAUUCAGCAGCACCUCUCCAGGGGGACACGAGGAGAGUGGCAUCUCUGGCUAUUCCCUGCUUUCCACUUCUUAGACUUACACCAACCACCACCCCGGCUGCAUUAGAGAGCCCCAAGUGUAAUUCUAAGAGAUGGUUAGGAAUGGAGUUGGUUGGCAGCUCCCUCUUGGAGGUAUGCAAUUUUGUCCAGGAGGGUGGGACUGUGGGUGCCAGGGACAGUCCCUUUCUGUAGAGCCAGUCCUAACCCUGUUAAAAGCCCAGUCUGUUCAUGCAGAGGACUAAAGCAGGCUGUUCCUGCUUCAUGGUCCUGACAGUUCCCCAUGGAAGAAACCUAGAGUAAUUCCUGCUGCCUUGGGGUGGGGAGGAGAACGGGAAAGGAGGCUUGGUGACAUACAUAUGGUGGAGGAUUUGCUUUUUUAUUUGCAUUCUAAUCUGAAAAGCCAUGAAUGGAGCUCUGUCCUUUGCUGUUAAAUUCCCUUUCAAAAUGAACAAUUAAGUGAUAAAUGAUGAUUUUGAUGAUCCAAUUUCAUGUGUCUGUCCUGUGCCUCUUUAUAUGUAAAUGUUUUGACACCUGUAAAAAAAUAAACAUCUACUUGAAAAAGA
Trichosurus vulpecula (common brushtail) is the source of this 3123-nucleotide messenger RNA. Its product is annotated as tissue alpha-L-fucosidase-like. The record is from RefSeq and is a predicted model, not a curated record. Lineage: Eukaryota; Metazoa; Chordata; Mammalia; Diprotodontia; Phalangeridae. The transcript is spliced from 8 exons. The coding region runs from base 619 to 2001 and encodes 460 amino acids. Gene Ontology annotation, molecular function: alpha-L-fucosidase activity. Gene Ontology annotation, cellular component: lysosome. Gene Ontology annotation, biological process: fucose metabolic process; glycoside catabolic process.